Messenger RNA from Caenorhabditis remanei, 744 nucleotides. RefSeq lists its product as uncharacterized. The coding region runs from base 1 to 744 and encodes 247 amino acids. The transcript is spliced from 7 exons. The record is from RefSeq and is a predicted model, not a curated record. NCBI's taxonomy places the organism in Eukaryota, Metazoa, Nematoda, Chromadorea, Rhabditida, Rhabditidae.
AUGAUUCGUCGUGUACGUGUGGCUCUGAAACACUCAAAUCCGACCUAUGACGAGGAGGAGAAGAGCAGUUUGAUGCCUUCGCUGCUCGGCGCACCAAAUAAUCGUUAUCGUCUUUUCUUUCUAAUUCUAUGCUUUAUAUUUCUCUAUUUUUGGAAUCGACGGGAGCAAACGUAUGGCGAUGAGAUACGGAGGCGAGAUGAGAAGUUGGAGGCGGUGCAGAGGGAGCACGACAGUGUGCUCGAGAAGUUGAGAGUAAUCUGGCUGCACAAAAAGAAGAUCGAAUCGGACGCCAAGCAACAAAAAGCGGAUUUAGACAAAUUCCAGAGUAAAUUUAAACUAAAAGAAUCAGAAAUCUACGGGUACCGUACUAAAAAUAAGGAGUGUCUCACGGAACUCUCGUCUUGUCAAAAGGAAUCAAAAGGUGAAAAAGACGAAAAACCGAAUCAGGAGACCGCGGAAAAGUUGAAAAUCGAAAUUUCGGGUCUCAAAAAGAAGGUCGGGGAGAUGGAGGAGAAGAUGAAGGAGAUGGAGAAUGAUAGCAACUCGAUGGCGGCAAUUUUGAAGGACGAGCUUAAACAGUGCGAGGCGAAAAUUCGACAAUUGACAGGGAGAGACGAGUCGAAGGAAGUGGAUGACGAGGAGUUGUUGGAUGACGGAUCGGUGACUGGUGGAGGAGGUAAUCCUAAUAAGAAUCGUCUUGACAAGACAAGACUGGAGGUAUCUAGGAGUACAGUAAUCACUUAG